AUGUCACAAGACGUGGCAUCAAAGUCUGUUUCAUCAGGAGAGAUGCCCUAUCCAAAAGAUGUGUACCCACUUAAUAUUACAGCCCGGGACUAUGACAAUACAUUCCAAGCGAUCAAAGUUCAGAGGGAAACAGCUCCGAAGGUAAAGGCCGAAUUUCCAGAUUUUCACAUAUGGAAACACACUUCCAUGGAUGACAAGCGGAUGUGUAAGCAUCUUCAAAAAGGUUAUUAUCAGCCGUCUGUUGUUUCAAACGAAUGUCAUUCAGGACGACAGAUAGUGAGCCAGCUUCUUCAUAGUGCAAAUGGUUCUGAUGGUCUUAAAAAUGGUACCGGGACUUCGAAAGACAAAGGUAAUGUGACCAAAAGAAAGCUCAACUUGAUGGGUGACGUAAUGAUGAAAGCAUUGAUCGAAAGACAUAAAAUGAACAGGAUACGAGGAAAAUCGACAUACCGACCUCCGCCAAGAGUUACUUUAACAGAGCAUAAAAGGGAAAUGUGGAUGCGGAAGUUGGCUGAUGGCUCUAUACCAUUAAAGAAAUUGUCAAAAGCUGUCCCCCAUGGGCUUCGAAACAAAAUGCUCUUGCUACAAUGCUUGAAACAUAACAUCCCAAUUUCCAGAGCUAUCUGGCUCAUCAAAUGCAUUUCCAGCAAUGAACAACGACAACUCAAGAGAAGAGUUUCAAAUUCUGGUUCUGUUUCCCUAUUGGUUGGUCAAUGGACUGUUGAAUGGACCGAACAAGUUUGUAUGUUCUUGGAGCAUAUAUACAAGAGCUGCUCUGACGGCCAGAAUAAGGAGAAGUGGAAGUUGUCCAUGGAUUAUGGUACGAAGUUAGUUAAUGAGUUGUACUUUCAAAAUUUGUUGAACAGGGAAGUUUUCCUAUCAUGGGUUGUUCAAUUUCUAGGCAAGCUGGUCAAGGUUAAAGAUGAUUUUACCUCAAAUUUGUGGCUUGUUUCUAUUCAUUACCAUGCCAUACGCUUAUAUCUAUUUCGAAUUUUGAAGAUAGAUUACCUGUCGAAGGAAUUGGUUGAAAACAUGCUACUUGUUGUUGCUAAAAUAUAUGAAACCGGGUACGAGGAUGAAAAUGAAUACAUAUCACAUCUUUCCGAUAGGUUCAAGUACUUGGUUCGCUUCCUGUUCUAUUACAACUCCGGAAACUUUAUUAUUCCUUCAAAUUGGUCGUACUUAAAGCCAUAUUUGAGAAAAGUUCUCACGCAGGACAUGGGUGUGGUGAAGGAGCAAUUUAACCUCAUUACAUACAGAAACGAGUCUCUUAUGAUGGAUGAGUUUGAUAAUGGAUCUCCCAAUAGUUCAUCGGGGAUCUCUGAAAUUCGCUGCUACAAUGCUACUUCGAGACUCAUCUACAAACUGGAUAACUACUGCCCUUGUCACUUUGAUGAUACUGCUACAACGAAAACAGAUACUUUCACACCUGAAAAGCCUGUGGCAGCAGACUCAUCCUUACACGAUAUUAACUCGCUUCGAAAUCUUUCCAAAUUCAUAUUUUCAGAAUCUAGUCUUGGCUGGAAGCAGGCGUUAGAUACCGCAUUGUAUUGGGCCAUAACAAAAGAUUGCGAUUCAUCGUUAAGCUUUCAGAGAAUAUGUUUGGUGUGCUCUAUUUUACAAACUAAACUGUUUGCUGUGUCUACCUUGAAACGUUGGAAAUUCGAACACAUCAGAAAAGAUGUCAUUAGGGAACUUACUGGAUUCGUGUAUAAAACUGCUGAUGUCUUUGGACUACAAGCAGAUCUAGCAUCUACAGCUGAUAAAAAGCCACAGUCACAAGUCAUGGCUUACAGCAUGACUAGCUUCCUUGUGCUUAUAAGCAGGUUUUUCCAACUGGGGCUGUUCUCAAUGACUACAUAUUUGAGGAAGCUCAUAGCAUCUGGAAUCAUUUAUCUGUCAUCUUCGUUGCAUUCAUGCCGUGCCCAUCUUAUGAUUCUUUAUUCUUUAUCUUUUCUAAGCGAUGAUAAUUCAAAUAACUUGAUUAUACGUCUAUCAGAAAGAACAAAUAUUACUAUUCCAAGUGAAAUGGAAGCUAAAUCGAAGAAUUAUGCAGAAAAUUGGCUAAAGAGUUUUCUUGAAAAGGUUUCCAAACAGGGUUCUUGCAGUGGUUCAUUUGAUUCGAAGUCUGUUGUGUCUUACGAAAGUUAUUAUUCGCUUGUUGAGUAUUGCGGCUGGCAAAACGAUCAUGAUCAAUUUAUGUCGAUUGGUUUGAAACUCCAGCUUGGAUCUCAUUUGUUGUUGGAAUUGCAAAAUGUAUUCAACGAUUCAUCGGAAAAUAUCAAUUUAAACGUUACCAGUUUUACCAUUUUGUACAAUUUAUUCAAGUGCCACUUCUAUCGGUAUCCGAGGUUUGUUUAUAUGCUGUUUAAAAUGCUGGACAAAGAACGGGUAAUAAUUCAUGAUGAUGAAACCAUGGCUGUGCUGUUAAAGACUACUAUAUACAACCAAAGGCUUUUGGAUAGUUAUUUGCUUAACGAGUCGACUACUGUUUGGAGCUACGUUCUUUCCUGUCUCAAUAAAUGGAUGAAUGAAGACAGGAAAUCUUUUAAUCUUGCACGGUCGUUGCAAUUAUCACGGAUUAAGCUGGAGGGUCUUGAGAUUAAACCAUUGGAUGAGGUGUUUAGUUGCAAUGUUAGCCAGGAAGAGCUCAAUGAGUUGGGUAUAAGCUCUGUGGAACGGCUAUCAAAAAGUGCAGAGUUUUCGCAUAGUUUUACCCAAAUUAUCACAAGCUAUUUUAAUGUGAUGAAAGAAUUUAAUUCGCAUUUUAAGAUUCCUGUGUUGGAGCUUCUUCAAAGUUUACGGAUUUGGAAGCAGGAAGAUUUUGAUAACUUGCUGGUGAUGUACAUUAAAAAGACGAUUCAGCCCACAAUAACAUUGGACCAUGAUACCGACUUGAAGCUCAUAUUAAAAUUAGUCAUUGAUAAUUUGUUAACAAUAUCACAGGCAAUCAAGUUGUUUUCCACCCCUUCUGAUGGUGCAAGCAACGAGGAUUUUCAUUCAAUGUUGUAUGACAUUUUGUUCAUACAAAGUGACCAUCUUAAAGAGCAUGAGCAUCUACUUUUGAAGAUUGAACGUGCUCGAUAUCGUGAGGCAUUUCCGGACAGGUAUUACCAAAUAAUGUUUCAAUUCAUUGACUACAAAUCGUCUGCAUCUAUGGAGAAAGGUAGAACACCCAACCAAGAUGUUGAUAUUGGUGAAGUUGACGGAGUUGUCGUUCCUGCUGAUGUUAUUACUUCAAUGCACGACCUAACGAGUGUAUCUGUCAAUCCUCAACUUGAAAAUAGUGGAACCCAUGAUGAGUUUUCGGCCAGUGGAAAUUUGACUGGCAACACCGAUAUCGUUAAUUAUGUUUGGUCUUUGUGUACGACCCAUUUCAGUACCUUCAUUGAGUUACUUUAUUCCGAGUCUGGGUUCUCAAACUCUGAAGCAGUGUGGAAACUUUUUUAUGAAAACAUCUUAGCAUUAAAAUAUAGUGAUGAAGGUACUAAAGCAAGCGAGUUCAAUCUUCAGCAAAUCAUGAGGAGAGUGAACUACUACAAUCUUCAUAUAUGCCAAUGGCUUUUCAAAUGUAUGGUGGAAGGAAGAUUGAAUCAUGCAAAAGGUAAUAAUAGCUUAAACAACGAAGUGAUGGGUAUAUUAAAGCAAACGCUAACUGCUUUCGUUAACUUAGAUAAGGCACCAGACGACUAUUUAAUUGGAGAGUUGUUCGAAUAUUUGAACAGCAACGUUAAAUUUAUGAUCUUAUCUUCAGCAGAGGAUUUAUAUUUGGGCGGUAGAAGCUUCCCACAACUCUUGGUGGGAAACGGUAAGGAUGCCAGUAAAAUUUUGGCAAGAGUCAUUUCUUGUUGCUCAAGAUUAGAGCAGUACAAGGUUGGAGAAAUUCAGAUGUCAGAUGAGUUAGUGUUUUCAUUGAAUGCAUCUUUGGAAAAAAUGAUUUCGUACUGUCACAAACUGGAAUCCAAAGGUGACAUAUAUUCCUCUAACCUUAAUAGCCCGAUCGAGCUUAUUUCAAAAAUCAUAUUGGUUCAUAAGGGCUAUUUGGUUGCUCUAAUGAUGAGGCGGUCCUCGAACUUGCAGAAGGAUAUCUUGUUAGUGAACUUGCUCAAGCUUUUCAGAACAAAGCUUGUGGAUAAGAAUCUCAAGCUCAAGAACUUACUAUAUGAUAUCUUGAUAUCGAUCAAGACAUUGGUUUCUGAGUACGUUACAAAGCAGUAUAUGACGCAGCAGGCAGGACAACAACAACAGUCUGGACAAAUGGGAUCGCCUUUGGCACGUACUGUUUCAACACCUGGAAUAUUUACAAGUAUUGGUUCACCUGAUUAUUCGCCGGGUACAGGAGGAUCAACAAUCGAUUCUGAGCUGUCUCCAAGAAGAGGUGCAUUUGACUCAAAAAGGUAUCAAGGUCUACCUUCAACAUGGAAUGAUAUGUUGACUAUCGAACCACAGAACUUCAGUCUCAGGCUCAGGUUGUUAGCCUCGAACUUUAAGCUGGAGGAUUAUCUCGGUACAAAAGAUGAUGAGUACUAUUUGAUGGACAAGGAAUCCGGAUUAAUUACGAAGUGUUAUUUCAAGAACUUUGACCUAAUCGAGGAUGCAAGUCCUUAUGAUACGAUGAACAACAGUAGCUUAGGCUUGCAGUUGUUUGAUUGUGUUAUUGAGAGGAGAAAUCCGCAGUAG
This is a messenger RNA of Brettanomyces bruxellensis, 4680 nucleotides long. RefSeq lists its product as uncharacterized. Bases 1 to 4680 code for a protein of 1559 amino acids. Gene Ontology annotation, cellular component: mediator complex. Lineage: Eukaryota; Fungi; Ascomycota; Pichiomycetes; Pichiales; Pichiaceae. Gene Ontology annotation, molecular function: transcription coregulator activity. The transcript has a single exon. Gene Ontology annotation, biological process: regulation of transcription by RNA polymerase II. The record is from RefSeq and is a predicted model, not a curated record.